AUGAGGGUGUCCAAGAUGCCGUCUCCUGUGAGAUUCAGCGGGAGUGGCUUUCUUCGACAUCAUCGGAGAACUCACACAGCUGGAAAACCUUUUGAAUGCUCAGAGUGUGGAAAGAGAUUUAGUGGUCUCCAAAAACAUCAGAAAACUCAUGCAGGGGAGAAAACUUUAAAACGCUCAGACUGUGGGAAAAGAUUUAGUAAGAACAGAAGUCUUCAAAAGGAUCAGAAAACUCACACAGGAGAGAAACCUUUGGAAUGCGCAGUGUGUGAAAAGAAAGUCAGGCAUAGCAGCAGUCUUCAGUACCAUCAGAGAACACACACAGGGGAAAAACCUUUUGAAGGCUCAGAGUGUGGAAAGAGGUUUAGUGGGCACAGCAGUCUUCAGCUGCAUCUUAGAACUCACACAGGGGAGAAACCUUUUGAAUGCUCAGAGAAUGGAAAGAGAUUUUGUCAACUUGGCCAUCUUCAGAAGCAUCAGAGAACCCACACAGGGGAGAAACCUUUUGAAUGCUCAGAGUGUGGAAACAGAUUCAGUGGGAGUGGCAGUCUUCAACAGCAUCAGAGAACUUACACAGAGGAGAAACCUUUUGAAUGCUCAGAGUGUGGAAAGAGAUUUAGUGAGAACAGUAGUCUUAAAAAGCAUCAGAGAACUCACACAGGGGAGAAACCUUUUGAAUGCUCAGACUGUGGAAAGAGGUUUAGUGAGAAUGGUAGUCUUAAAAAGCAUCAGAGAACUCACACAGGGGAGAAACCUUUUGAAUGCUCAAACUGUGGAAAGAGGUUUAGUGAGAAUGGUAGUCUUAAAAAGCAUCAGAGAACUCACACAGGGGAGAAACCUUUUGAAUGCUCAGAGUGUGGAAAGAGAUUCAGUCAGAGUGGCAAUCUUCAACAGCAUCUGACAACCCACACUGGGGAGAAACCUUUUGAAUGCUCAGAGUGUGGAAACAAAUUCAGUGGGAGUUACCAUCUUCAACAGCAUCAGAAAACUCACACAGGGGAGAAACCUUUUGGAUGUUUAAAGUGUGGGAAGAAAUUCAGUCAGAGUGGCACUCUUCAGCGGCAUCAGAGAACUCACACAGGGGAGAAACCUUUUGAAUGCUUAGAGUGUGGAAAGAGAUUUAGUGAGAAUGGCAGUCUUCAAAAGCAUCAGAGAACCCACACAGGGGAGAAACCUUUUGAAUGCUCAGAUUGUGGAAAGAGAUUCAGUUUGAGUGGCAGUUUUCAUCAGCAUGAGAGAACUCACACAGGGGAGAAACCUUUUGAAUGCUCAGAGUGUGGAAAGAGAUUUAGUCAGAAUGGCACUCUUCAUCGGCAUCAGAGAACUCACACAGGGGAGAAACCUUUUGAAUGCUUAGAGUGUGGAAAGAGAUUUUGUGAGAAUGGCCAUCUUCAAAAGCAUCAGAGAACCCACACAGGUGAGAAACCUUUUGAAUGCUCAGAGUGUGGAAACAGAUUCACUGAGAGUGGCCAUCUUCAAAAGCAUCAGAGAACCCACACAGGUGAGAAACCUUUUGAAUGCUUAGAGUGUGGAAAGAGAUUUAGACAGAAUGGCACUCUUCAGCGGCAUCAGAGAACUCACACAGGGGAGAAACCUUUUGAAUGCUUAGAGUGUGGAAAGAGAUUUAGUGAGAAUGGUCGUCUUCAAAAGCAUCAGAGAACCCACACAGGAGAAACCAUUUGA
This is a messenger RNA of Gekko japonicus, 1680 nucleotides long. RefSeq names its product zinc finger protein OZF-like. Lineage: Eukaryota; Metazoa; Chordata; Lepidosauria; Squamata; Gekkonidae. The coding region runs from base 1 to 1680 and encodes 559 amino acids. Gene Ontology annotation, molecular function: DNA-binding transcription factor activity, RNA polymerase II-specific; RNA polymerase II cis-regulatory region sequence-specific DNA binding. Gene Ontology annotation, biological process: regulation of transcription by RNA polymerase II. The record is from RefSeq and is a predicted model, not a curated record. The transcript is spliced from 2 exons.